Trichogramma pretiosum is the source of this 4118-nucleotide messenger RNA. RefSeq lists its product as uncharacterized. Bases 10 to 3639 code for a protein of 1209 amino acids. The record is from RefSeq and is a predicted model, not a curated record. NCBI's taxonomy places the organism in Eukaryota, Metazoa, Arthropoda, Insecta, Hymenoptera, Trichogrammatidae. The transcript has 5 exons.
UCUAUAAAAAUGGUUUACUAUCAAUUCACAGUUGAAUUUAAAAAUGAAACUGAAGAAGCUGACGAAUACAAGAGCGACAGCAGUGACAAUAUCCGCUACGAACUCGGAGGCAAUAUAAGUUCUCUACAACAUCAAUCGACUCAAGAUCGUAAAAAAUUAUUGAAACGCACUCGAAGCUUGGCCGUUAUCAGCGAGGACGACUGUAACGGCUGCGGUGGUAGGUCAUCAUCGUGUGGUUCAACAUCGUCCAUUUUCGAUUCUUCAUCGCUGCAACAUCAUCGCAGACCCCAAUUAAUACCUCGAGCAAAGCUAAUUGAUCGCAAUGUACUCAAGGAUAGAUUGUUCAAGAGUCAGCAGCAUCUGUUGGAUAACCACGAUCAUUUAAAUGAAGUGUCAAAUAAUUCUCGGAGUUAUUGUCACAGCCACUCGGUUUCUGAUAUUUACUCAUUACCUCCGUUGCCCGAUCCUCUGCCGUACGCUAAAUCUACUACGGCUAGAAAAAAUCAUUAUAGAAGCGCCGAAAAACCACAGAGCCAUUAUCAACAACAGCAACCACAAUUACCAAAGGACAAAUUUAAUAUUCUAAAGUGGCCUGAAUCUCCUAGACGUUAUCGCAGUGUUCAGGAUUUGAACAGUGUUACUGGGCUAGUAGAUAUAGUAGAGGAUAAUAAUUGGCCAGUUGAAGAAAAUCGAAGCGUUGAUUGCAUUUACACACAAGUAAAGAGAAAAAGAAAGGAGCAUCGGAGCUUAGAUAGUAUAUUGUUCGAAGAUGACAGUGACGAGCUGGAAUACUUUGAUAUUUUAAAUUUAUUGCCUUUAUCGAAUGUACGCCUAGAAAUCAACGAUGCAGAAGUUACAAAUAAUAAAAAAAAUUGCGAUGAAAACUUAGUCAAAGAAACAUCUAAUCGUAAGUGGAUAUCGAAUUCUGCUGUUGUUUCUUUUUCAAAAGAUGGUAGAAGAUAUUUUGAGCAUCAGCAGUUCAAUCCAGAAACAAUCCGCAUUACGGAAGUCAAUGAAAAUUCAUCUCAAAUUAAAAAUAAAAACGACAAUGAGAAAAAAUUGAAAAAUUUAAGAAAUUGCAUUAUAGUAGACGCGACAAAUAAAAAGUCAGUUAAUUUAAUCCACAAUCCAUCAAAAGAAAAUCAUACUUCUAAGCCUAGCGUUCGAGAGUUGGAUGAUACAUUUCAUACACAUCAACAGAAAAAACAGAGUGAAGAAGUAAUAAGACCACAAUAUUUGGCACAGGAAAAUACCGAAGUGGUUGUUAUAAAGCCAAAUGAUAAUGAUUCUAUAAAAAAACAAGAAAAAUCAAACGAUUCCUACGUAACAAACGGCAGUAAAACUUUUGUAAACGGUCAUAUUGAAGAAACAGAAGAAACGAAAUCUCUUUGGAUAUCAGACAACGAAGAGCCUGAAGACAUGUCUCGAAGACCCCAAGUUUUAAAAAUAAUCGAUAAUAAGGUUACUAAACCUAAUACCGCAGCAAUAAAGUCGAAAAAAAAUAACGUACGGUCUGCAAAAAGUAUUUGUACGAACAGUAAUGAUAACUACAUUCAAAAAGUAAAGACAAGAAACUGCGAUGAAUCUGAUAAAUCUGACCAUAUUGGCCAAGCCAAGUCUGAUACAGAAAAUAAUGACAUCGAGAAAAAAAGGUUUAGCGUUGAAAUCGCUCGAACUUUUUUUGAGAAUAAAAAUUCUGAUAAUGACCAACCAACAGCAAACUCUCAAUUGGAUGGAAGAUUAGAAAAGAUUAUUAAAGAAACCUCAAGUAUGAUAGGUAAAGCUUGCAAUGUUGUAAAAGGAAAUUUAGGUUUUGAAGCUGGGUCUGAAAGUUCGGAUUUGGGUAUUGGAUCUGAAAUAGGUAGCGAUGACAGAAGACUAUCCGUUGAUGAUGGUACACUUGUUGUUGAUCAUGGGGCUAACAAUCAAUGUGCAUUAAAUGAUGAUCUGAAACACUCCUCUGGCGUUCAAGAAAAAAAUCAAAAAAAUUACACGAACCUAACCAGAUCCAUUAGUUGCAUUGAUUCGAUUGAGUGUCAAGAUAUUAAUGAACCUGAAUUCGAUCACGUACGCUAUAAAAUUGUAAAAUCCAACAUGUUUGGCAAAAGCAUAAUUAACAAUUCAAAAAAUGAUGUAAAUUAUGACGGACUGAUGCACUAUCUACGCAAAUAUUCGUUUCAAGAUCUAUUAACCGAUAAUAAAGUUGUUAUUAUCGAACCUGUCAGAGCCGAAGUUGAACGAAAGUGUUCUUUUAAUGAAUCGAAGCUCAAAUCAACGCAAAAUUGUAGAGUAAAAACAGGUUCUCUCGAUCAAAUUCGUACACAAUCUAACGAGGAUAGAACCAUGAAAUCUAAUAAACACUUUAUCAAAGCUCCUCGACAAUCGUCACUUCGGAAGCAUUUCUUCUAUCAGCCUAUUAGAGUUAAUAGAGAACUUAAUGAUGAAGAACUUCCUGAUCCAGAUACAGUAAAAAACGUCCGUCGAAUGUUUGAAGAAACUUUAAGAAAGAAACUAGAAGCUGAAGUAGAUUCAAGUAAAGACUGCAGCUCACGUAAAAGCGUCAGCAUGAAGGAUUUAAGAACAAUUGAGAAUAAUCAGGCAUUUGAGUAUAAUAAUAAAGCUGCAGAAGUUUCCAGGUCAAGAUGUUCCAGCCGUGCUAAGGACCUGACUAAACUUUUCGAAAACCUGGAAAAAAUAGCUAGCCCACCAUCGACAAGUAAAACAAGCAAAGAUGACAUCGACAUUCCUCGCAACGAAUCCAAAGCUCGUUUAAUAGCUCAAUCAUUUGAGGCAAAAAGUGGGCGUACGUCACCUAGUAACUCAAACAGCUCAAAAAUAAAAUUACAAAAAUAUAAUCAACAGCCGCGUCUUCUUCAUAAUUGGGAUUCAGGAAGUGUAAGUUCGGGAGUAUCUAGUGACUAUCCUGACACUGACCCAGGCAGUGCUCAAGCUGGUACUUCAUCGGAAGAUGAAGACUUGUAUUACCAAGACGAUGAAAUCGAAGACGAAAGAUACGAAGGUCAUUAUGUAUCGCAAGAUGUUUUAAAAAAAAUUCGGGAAUACGGUACUUCGGUUACGUAUUACGGCGGUAAAGUAGUCAACACGUGUAACGGUCCUCUUAUAUGCCCUAUGGUUUGUAAAAAAAUGGGAAUGAAAAAACCAUUGGAUCACAUAAAAUUCCGACUGGUCAAGAGCAAUUCGUGCGAUAGUAGGCUAGAAUUGACGGGCCGAGUUGUAGAAACUCGAAAUAAAUUGUUAUGUAAUCGAGCGCAGGAAAAGCGUCGUAUCGAUUUGAGGCAGUUAACCAUCGACGAAACUCCGAGUAUCGAAUUAACUGCCAUGGAGCAAAGGCAAGAUUCAAGCAAAACUCGAGAGAAAAAUGACAUUAAUAAGGAGGAGAAACGUAAACCUCCUGAGGUAAUUGGCUUGGAACCGAAAAAAGAGGAAAAUAGCACGAAUUUUAAAGCUGACUUCAAACUCGGUAAAUUGGAAGACACUGCAUCAGUGAUAAACAGAUUUGCACCAAGUGCUCUCACGAGAUGGCAAGUGAACGAUGGUAAUGCUUGGAGAAGAAUUAAUGAAUUUGGGAAGAUGGAGUUCGAGGAGUUUGAAGUACUUGAAGACAGUCUUAAUGGAUAAUUUUACACCAGUGCAAUUAGAAUCAAUUAAUAUAAAAGUAUACAAAUAUAUGCCAAAAAGAAACGUUACAAGAUGAUUAUAAAUGCUUGAAAACUUUACUUCUUAAUCAGCCACCCGCUUAUAUUGCUACUUAAAUGAAGUUCACAACUAUAGUUAUCACACCCAUAGGCAUCGGGUCAUAAUGUGAAUGCGUAAAAUACAUAAUUAUAUAUAAAAGGAAAAAAAUAUUUAAAUAUAUACAUAUUGUCCGUUAUUUAAAAAAAUGAUCGUGUUUGAAUUGUGAGUCAAGGUGAUUAUAAAUGUAGAAAUUGUCUUAGAAUAUUUUUAUUGAUAUUUUAUGUUUGUCUCGUUUUUUUAUUCCAAAGGAUGAAACCAAGAUUCGAUCUUAUAAUUAAAUUUUUUGUAAAUGUCAAAUACAUUAUGAAAUAAAGCUGUAGUUAUAGUUUUAAGAAUAAAUGAUAUUAAAUUAUUAUUAUGAA